Messenger RNA from Bombyx mori (domestic silkworm), 5064 nucleotides. RefSeq lists its product as uncharacterized. The coding region runs from base 210 to 4022 and encodes 1270 amino acids. Gene Ontology annotation, biological process: microtubule anchoring. Gene Ontology annotation, cellular component: centrosome. Gene Ontology annotation, molecular function: microtubule binding. Lineage: Eukaryota; Metazoa; Arthropoda; Insecta; Lepidoptera; Bombycidae. The record is from RefSeq and is a predicted model, not a curated record. The transcript has 9 exons.
ACUUUCUAAAUUGGAAAGUAAAACCACUACUAUACUGACAAAAACUGACAACAGCCAAAGUCAAUGAAAAUGUAGUAAAGUAAAUUCAAAAAAAAAUAAACAAUUAAGAUGCCCAGUUUUCAAAAUUCUAGUGCUUGUAAUAAUUGAACGCAUUGAAUAAUGUUAAAAUGUAAAUCGAUUUAAACAAAGUAAAUUACAGCAUCCGUAACAUGGAUGCAGCGGCGUCUUCUAAAAUCGAUGACGAUUUUAACAAACUACUUGAUAAUUAUUUAAAGAUUGAUACAGACACGUUUUCAACGCGCUCGAAACAAAGAAGAUCAGUAAUAAAGUACACUAAAUUACCAGAUUAUGAUUUCAACUCAAACGUGUCAUGGGACAAAGGAACAUACUUUCAGCAGCCAAGAGUACGUCGUAUUAUAACACUUGAAGAUGAAGAAUCAAAGACAAGUAGGUCGUUGAAGCCGGACACCAUAUCUGUUCAAACAGGCAGAAUGGCAAACAGCAAUUCCAAAAGAAAAAUUGUAACUAUCAGUGAAGAUGAUGAAAAUGAUUUUCAUCCUAGAUUCUUCAAAGAUCGCAAAUCGAACUCUGUCAAAACAUCUAGUCGGUCCGUUGCAACAGAUUUUAAAGAAGAAAAGCAGAAUUCACAGCGAAGCACGUCGAGAUUAUCAACAUCUACAAAAUGUAACAAAGGAACUAAGGCUGGCACCAAAACCACUAAUUUAUACAAUUCUAAGAAAUCGAACACGAAAGAAAAACAAUCUUUCGAUACGACUGAAAGUAAUAUUAAAAUGCGCAAUCUCAAAGACAAAGAUAACAUUUACAAUAAUCGGAGCACGUAUUCGCCCGUUAAAAUUAAUCUCAGUAAAAACAUAGUCGACACGGAUGAGAACAGUAAGGAAUUAGAUAUGGCAAAAACGAACAUCCGCGACAAUCGUAGAGCCGAUAGUUCAGCGAGGAGGGUGAAGACUCACACAGGGAAGACGUCCAUGCAAUCCAACAAAAAUAACGUGAAAAUAUUGAAACAGACGCAAAACAAACCGAUAACUAUAAUUCAUGUACCGUUCGAAGAGAAAUGCGAAACGCGUCGCAACGAACACAAAAACGUUGCUCCUAAACGAAUCCAGAAAACGAACACGAUCGAUUGCGGUACAGAUAUGCGGGAUUUCGUAUAUUUUGAGGACGUUCACAUCAAUACCGAACCCCUCCCGCCCACCGUCGACCGAAUGACGGGCAUGGACGAAUUCGACUGCAGUCCCGUCUACAAAAGCAUGCAAAGCACCGACGCACAGACCGAACUAAUCAAGGCAACGUUCGACAGUCUUGAAAUACCAAACGUCACAUUAACUAAAGAACACAACAAGUACCAGCAAAGUGAAUCGCUACCAAACAUGAAAAUUCCGUCUAUGAAAACGACGUCCGAUCAGGACGACGAUUCGUUUGUUCGCAAGACCGGUUCCUAUAUAAUAAGUCGUGCCACUUUAACUUAUACAACCAAACAGAAGAUCAACAUUCAAGUCGUCAGCAGUAGCGACGAAGCCGCCUCUGUACCCUCAUCUAGUCCAAUGUCUUACCCUAUGAACGUUAUAUCGGUUUUUAAAAAUGAAAUAAAAAAGAAUAGAGACGCAAUGAAUACAUCACAAUUUAUUACGAAUCACAAUAAUGAAGAAACUAAAGAUAAUGAAGACGAUAAGGAACAUAAAUGUCGCAACGAAAUCAAGUCAUUACAUUACUCGCACGCCUCCGACACCUACAAGUUGAUGAAACCUUCGGAAAUAAUUAGUUCUAUAAAAGUGAACAGUUUGGCGCAGAGCGACUUCAUGUGCGAACAGUUCCAGAGGGAAUUCAACUUCAUUGAUUCAUUUUUUGAAUCCCUACAAUAUUUAGAAAACUGUUCGUUGUCGAAUAAAUGUUUGUCGACGAAUAAAGUUGAAAAUUUGAUUAAAAAUCCGAUUUUAUACGAUUCCGAUUUUGACAUCAAGGCCACUGAAUAUUUAGAAUUGUUACCGAAAUUCGAAAAUGGCACUAGUCUCGAGAAUGGCCAAACAAUGGCAACGAAGAGCCUUUGUCUGCUCAAUUUACUCAUACGCGAUGAGCAAAGGCGAGCCAGAAAUCUCUUGUAUGUACUUAAGAUGCGUGAAGACGCUCUGAAGGACUUCACAAAAUCGCAAAUAUUAUGGCUAGAAAAUAAGAAAAAACACGAAAACACUGACGUGUCGACGUUAAAGAAGAAACAGCGCGGCGCUCUUUUAAAAUUACAGCACGAAUGUGGGGAAAUGCAUCGUAUGCGUAAAGCACUGUUGACGCUUUCGGAAAAACGUAAAGACGCCCUAAUCAAGACCAAGAAGAACAUUGAACUCAAAUUGAAAAACAACGUAGACGUUGAGCAUCUAAUCGAGAAAAAGAAAUUGAAAAGGAACGGUUCAGAUAGGAACAUCGUUCCGUUGAAGUGCUUCGAUUUGUCUAGUAGUGGGUGCGAGGAGACCUUAACCUCUCGGUCCACUUCCGAAAUCGCAAUCCGCAAUACGGACAUCGCCAAUGUUACGUCUGUUAGCAUUAAAAGUGCAGAAAAAAGUAUACAAACUGGUGACAGUAUUUUAGAAACAUUAAUGACUGCGCCCACUGACGCCGCCGCGGAGAAUUUCGUUGUAGUCGACGGCGGCUACCUUAAUAUAAUUUUCCAUAAUUUAACAUUACCGCAGAUCUUCAGUAAUGGCAAACAGUACGAGGUGAACGAGGAAGCGUUGAGGAACAUAGUAAACUCGUCAAAUCAAAAUCAGUUAAGCGGCAAUGAAGUUGUGAAUAAUUUAAUGGAGCAAAUACAAAAAGGUGAUAUAGAAAUGACUAGCACUCCAUCCACAGCCCGUAGUCUCGUCGAGGAGUUCGAUCAGUAUUACAAGAGUUUUGUAGAAGAGGAGAUACAACUGAACAGGCCCGAACGAGAAUACAAACCCCCAGUUGUUUGCGAAAUUGAGGACAAAUAUGUGCAGGUGUCUCUUCCGAAACUGGCACCUAUCGAGCCUCGCAGUUACCAAAGCGCCUCAACAAUGACCUGUGACAGCAGUGACGACAAUGAUGACAUACUAGAGAAUCUGUGUACUUAUGAUAUGGUUCCAAUAAAUAAACCAGAAUAUCCAGAGCUUGAAGAGACGAUUCCGCAGACUGGUCCUUUACCUGUCCCUGUAGGCGCUUCAUAUGUACCGGAACCUCAAACGCUUGAUAGCACCUCUUGGUCUCAGAUAAAUACUUCUCCAUCACCUCUUGAACAGUGCAGUAGCAGACAGACAUUUGAUGAUAAUAUAUCAAUGUCAUCAAUGGUGUCACCUGUGCAAUAUGAUAAUAUAUCAAUGUCAUCCAUGGUGUCACCCGUCCAAUAUGAAGCUGAAGAAUUGCGAAGACAGCAGCUAGCUAUAGAGAGAGAAAUAAAGGCAUUAGAACAGGAACAAUGCAGGCUGCUGGUUGUACGAGAAAUACCAGACAAGCCUCCGCCACCGUAUACUCCACCUGCAGAUCCACGAAUUCCGAAACGACCACGUAUGUUCCUCGCUGACGAAAAGACAAACGAAAUAAUAUAUGAACAUAUUAAUCACCCUGCAAGUGCCGCAAUAGAACCCACCGAACCGUUCGACGUAUUCCUCAAAGACUUUUGCGAGGAAACGUGCGAAAGACAUAAACAAGUUCAGAGUGAUAAGCCAUGGGAUGCGUGCAAUUUAUUACCACAAAAACCUCAGAUCGUCGGAGAUAAAUUACUUAAGGAAAUUUCUAUGGAGUUAACUGAAGUUUUGAGCGGUGUCAAGCCCACCGUAGUCUCAGGUGUAGCAGGUCGCCGUUCUGACCAUAUUGAUGAUAUAUUGUUUGCGGAGUGGCGCCGCUGCGAGCCUGAAUGGACUUCGCUACACACAGACGAAGCGACCGUCAAAAAUCAAAUCUUCGAAAGCAUUUUCCAGAGAAUCUUAACCGAAACGAUAGACGAGUAUAAAAAGACUGUGAUGUGUGACAGUAAACCUGACCACAAUACCUAAACUACGUUACAUUACAAUUUUUAAAAUAGUAUAAUUAAUAAACUUUACUUCAAUCAAAUCCUUAGUCAAAUAUAUUUAUAAUAAGUUGUCAAUCUUAUGAAUUAUGUCAAUGUCAUUUGUGUUUGCGUUUUUUAAAAUUUGAUGAUAGGAGUAAGAGUUUGUUUCUAAAAAACCGCCGCUUAAAAUUAAUCACAAGUAUUGAUUAAUUGAAUUUAGGACAUCAUUUAUUGUGACGGCGUGACAGAUCAAAGUAUGCUUUGAAAAGAUGAUGCCAAAAACAGAUUACAAUUCACAAGUAACAGUUCUAUGAAAUAGAGCUAAAGUAAAAACUAAUGAUAAUUCAACCGGAUCCAUUCCAGUUCCGCAUUCCAAUAUUUUGCAUUCAUUUCACACUGAUUAUCGUGUGUCUAAGUAAUCAAAAUAGAAUAUUACCAUCAAUGAAAAAGUAUAAUUAACAAAAAAUAACAAUAAAUGGAAAUUUAAUAACGAUCCUGCAAAACUCGAAGUUUUGCUUUUAAAACGUACCUUCACAAAAUGUCUCAGUUCGAUCUUAUUAAAGCUAUUACCAUGACACAUACUCUUACUUUUAUUAAAAUCAAUGACCUCAGAAAUUUUAUUGCUCGAAAUCCUAGAGAGAAGGAACUUGAAAAAAUGUUUUAUUGAAAUAAGUUUUGUGAGUGUUUUUAAAUUGAAACUCUUAUUUAAUUAGUUGUGUUAAAUGUGUUAUGUAAUUUAUUAAGAACCAAAAAAUAGUUAAAUCUUAUUGUAUAUUGAGAUUAACUUGUUGAGGCGUCUGUAUACUAGGGAAUUAAAUAAGUUGCAUGUUAAAGCUAUUGCUUAAAUGGAAAAAUACAAUAGUGUAGUUUGUUUGUUUAAAUUAUUUAUUCAGCAAUGUUAUAUUAUGACAAAAUAUCACAAAUUGUAGUUGAUCAUAAUAAUCGUUACUUAGAUAUAAUAAUUAUACAUGUAUGUAUAUUUGUCAAAUGCAUUUAAAUUCCAUUAUAAUGUAACCUGUAGGCAAGCAAUAUACUAUUCCACUAUA